AUGACAAUGAAUUCACACAUAGCACCAAUUCAUGCAUCGUUGCAUAUUUCAUCAUUCACUUCCUAUUUCCCAAAUUCACCUUCAUUCUCAUCUUUUAAACCAUCAAACCCUCUCAAUUUCACCCCUAUCAUCAGAACAACUGUUCAAUAUCACAGACAAAGAACAAUAACCAGAGCAACCCUUGAUGAUAUUCAAAGAGAUAAACUCUCCUCAACUCCACUUGUUGUGGAGGACGUGAAUCCCAAAAGGGAGUUAGAGGAAAAUGUGAAAGUGCUAAAAAAUGCAGCUAAGACAAGAAAGGUACCAGCGGAGGAGAUUCUUUCUGCACUGUCUUUCAUUGAGAAAGCAAAAGUUGAUCCUUCUGGUUUUCUUGAAACCCUUGGAGGAAAGGAAUCCCCUGGGAGAACCUGGAUGCUAAUUUUUACUGCAAAGAAAAAAUUAGACGGUGGUCGGUAUUUUCCUCUUACAGCUGUUCAGAGAUUUGAUGCUUCAGCGAAGAGGAUCGAAAACGGUGUAUUUCUUGGACCUAUUGGACAAUUAACAUUUGAAGGAAAACUUUCAUGGAAAAACAGAAUACUGUCUUUCAUUUUUGAGAACCUUCGAAUAAAAGUUGGACCUUUGAAACCGCUACAAAUCAGCCUUGGACAAAAGGAUGACAGGGAACCAAGUACCAAAGAUCCCUUUUUCAUCUGGUUUUAUGUUGAUGAGGAAAUAGCUGUUGCUCGAGGCCGAAGUGGAGGCACUGCAUUUUGGUGCCGGUGUCGUCAGGUUGAAAAUUGA
Lathyrus sativus (Indian pea) is the source of this 780-nucleotide messenger RNA. NCBI's taxonomy places the organism in Eukaryota, Viridiplantae, Streptophyta, Magnoliopsida, Fabales, Fabaceae. The record is from the annotation of a GenBank genome assembly.